AUGGAGGAGUUCCUUGAAGCAAUACGCAACCCGUUCUACUUGUUUUAUAUAACUCUUUUAAUGUCAUUGUGCAUUGCUUCAAGCGCAUCUCAAGUUGGUGAAGCUGUAGAAAUUGAGUUUAAAGCUCAUCGAAUGCAGCAGUAUGAAAUAAACGGGAACUUGUAUGGAAGUAAAUCAACCAAGAUUCAGUAUGAAGCUGUUCACUUGGACUCUGGAGCUCUUAGAAAAUGCGUUGUGAUAUCUUGGCGAGAUGCAGCAACAAGAGAUUUAACAGAGUUACUUGGAGUUAGUAUUGGAGGCUUCUUGAUUUUAAUUCCAGAAGAUCUAGACAGCCUUUCUCCAGAAGAUCACAAGUUAUUUGUUGAUAUGGAACAAAAGUUGUCUUUGAUCAAAACUGAUGUGGCAGUUUACGUAACAACUUCAUCGGAACAAGCUCUCGGCGUUUUGCAAGAUGUUAUGGGUUCAGGCUCCAAAUCUACUACUGCUACUCAGCAAUUGGUUCAAAGCAUAUCAGGAAAUACAUUCCAGUUCACCACUACCGGUAAUCCGUCUACUAAUCCUAUUACAACUCCGGGAACCAACAUUAUUGGACAAUUGAGAAGUUCUGAAGCCGGUGCACCAACAAUAGCUUUUGUGGCUCAUUAUGAUAGUCAUGCCGUUUUCCCCGGAGCUGGUGUGGGUUCAGAUUCGAAUGGAAGUGGAAUUGUAGCUCUACUUGAACUUUUAGCUGUCUUUAACAAGUUCUACGAGAACGCUUCUACUAGACCACCAUACAACCUGAUUUUUGCUUGGACUGCAGCCGGAAAGUACAACUUCCAAGGUUCUCGUUCACUCAUCGAUGGUUUUAUUAGUAAUUUGAGCGCCAAUGAGAAGUUACAACUCGCCAUUUGCUUGGAAGCUGUUGGAGGACCUGGCCCUCUCCACAUGCAUGCAUCAAAGCAGCCGUCUGAUGGAGCUGUAGCUGCUCAGUUAUUGAAGCGGUUGAGAGCUGUAACACCUGUACAAGAUGUUAAGCUAGUUACGAAAAAAAUCAAUUUGAAUGCCCCACAUCUUAGCUGGGAACACGAAAGAUUCAAUAUUAAGAGAAUGCCAGCCGUCACACUUUCAAGGCUAUCAAAUCCUGAUGAUUUCUCAAGACGUUCUCUUCUCGAUAAUCCAUCUGAAAUUUCUAUUGACACCCUUGAGUCGAAUAUUAGACGCAUAGCUGAAGCUGUUUUGGGUUUAAUCAUCGCUACUCCUGAAGCUGGUGCUGCUGAUUCUCGUGUCAAGGUGGACACAUCAAUACUUGCGAAAGAUUCCAUAGACAAGCAGAGAAUCGCUCAUUUUGUCAGAUUGUUUGCCUCUCGUCCUCGUCCUUUCACUGAUUCAGAAAUAACGAAGUCAGUUGCUGCUAAUAUUCUCUCUGCUGCUCAAGCCUACUCUACGGCUAAUACCCAAGAAGUAGCCAUACAGGAUGUUCAAGUUUGGGGAGGUGUUACUGAUCGAGUUUUGGCCGAGAAAGUCAAGCCUGCUAUAUUUGAAUUGUUUGUUGCGGGUUCUAUUAUCGUUUAUCUGGCGGUGUUUUAUCAAAUCGUGUCAUUAUCUCAGCGUACUAUUGAAGGUACCGUUGCAUCGCUGAAAAAGCGUGUGUAG
Messenger RNA from Auanema sp. JU1783, 1632 nucleotides. The record is from the annotation of a GenBank genome assembly. Lineage: Eukaryota; Metazoa; Nematoda; Chromadorea; Rhabditida; Rhabditidae.